GCACACCUUCCGGCCAUGUUCGAGGUUCGGGACCGGAUUCGGCUGUGUUGAUGAGUGGUGGGGCUGCGGGUCGAGAAGAGGAGGCUACUGGUCGGCAGGGGAAAUCAGCGAUGGACGUUGCGCCCAGGCGUAAAAGGUCUGGUGACACGUCCGUUGCAGGUAUGGGAGACGAGGUGCCUGUCGUAGACCACAAAGACAAGUGGUGGAUGUUGAACUGGGUUGGAGGAAUCGGGGAACCCUCGGGUGGGCUGGUUUUGUACGUGGUGAUCAAAGAUAACAUUGUUCCGAUUGGCGGUGUGGUGAAGUGGAGUGGAGGAAAUUCACAGUUCGCCAUGUUGGAGUUGACGAUGGUCCUUAACGCUAGAGGUGAGCAGAUGGCGAAUGUCAAACGCGUUGCUCUUCGUUGGGCCAAACACGCUGGGUACGACAAGAAGCUUUAUGACAUUUUAAAUCCGCCCGGGACGGAGAAAUUGACGUUGUCGGACCUUCGAGCGGUUUUCACAUUCUUCGACAGACAUGUGGUCGCAGGGCAUGAGCCGGUGGUGCAUGCUUCCGACCGCAUAUCUGAACCGAAAAGCGUGCUUUCGUCAUCUUUGGAGGCGGCUCCGUCGUCGAAACCAAUCAUUAUAGGUGCCCGCCCUCCGCCAUCACUUCGGACUACGGUUGCUGCAACACGAGUUUCGAAAUCUGGGCAGAUCGGGGAGAAAGGUCCGUGUCGCGGCCAAAUCGUGCCGUCAGCCCCUGUGAAGCGUAGACCAACAUCAACCAAGGAACCCGUUUCCUUGGUCCGCCCGCCACACCAUGAGUUGGCCAUUCCUGCUGGGCCUCAUUAUUUUGGAGAUGACGACGAGGAGAACAACGAGGAAGAUUGGGAGCGCGAUGAAGAACGCAAAGAAUAUGAGGAGGGUGGCAAAGAAGAGGAAGUAGAGAGUGAGCACACAAUCAGCGAGAGGGGUGGGCGGGGCGAAUUGGAGGGUCGUCUAGGGGUCGAGUAUGAGGACAAAGGUCAAGAAGAGGAAACGACCGGCGAGGGAGGGUAUGCAGAUGUGCAUCGGGGUUCCAAACGAACGCAGCUGCUCGCGCCGGGUCAUGGGCAUUGGGAAGCGGAUCCAGGGCGCGGGGAAAUGCACCCCGAGGUUGGGGUCGAGCCGGCGCAUGCCGAUGCAGUCCGACUAGCUGAGAAAAAAAGGAAGAUCAGGCAAGAGAGGAGAAGUGCUUUGGACAGUAAGAAAACCAAGCAGGAGGGGGGAGCCAAGCAAGAGGAGGGCAAACGCAAGUUGAAAAUGUUGCCAAUUGAGGAGGUCGUCCACCGUACGCGGGAGGCUGAGAAGGCCAAGAAGAAAAAAGGGCAGCCAAGGAAAAAAACAGCGAAGGGAGGUGUGAUGGAAAAAACUUUCAUUUUUCCACCGGACCAGCCACAGUCGGAUGAAGACGUUGUGGGCAAGAUAGUCACCAGACCGCCCGGUUUGCAGAUUCUGCCGCCUGGAAAUUCUUCUGGUCAUCUGAGCAAAGGCUUCUUCCUUGAGCUUAACGAGAAUGGUAACCAGAGGCCGGAAAUGCAGUUCAUUUCUAUCAAGUUGGACAGGAUUCUGGAUAUCCCUGACGAGGAAUUCAGAUAUAAUCAACGCUUCCUCGGUCAGGAGCUUAUUGAUGACCUUUACAAAACAAUGGUUGAAUCGGGUGAGGCAGCUAUUAGAGAGAGAACGAUCGGGGCAGCCGGGGUGAAUGUAUGUGCAUUGUACGAGAAGCCUGUCCUUUUGUUGAUUGGGCUACAUGAUACAAUGCAUACUGACGCUUCUGACACAAAUGUGAGGGCGAGAAGAGUGACGCCCGACGAAUUCGAUCUUCAAUCCGUGAGCAAGUACUACUGGUACCCUCUCAGUGGUCAACACAAUGUUGCGGCGGCGAGGAAAUGUUCUCAAGAACGCCGUGCCAUCACCCGUGAGCUCCGUUUGGAUUGCUGGACUGCAAGGCCUGUUUACUAUCUGGAUAGGAGCAUGGAUAACUACUGCACCUUGAGCACUUUCCAAAAUGCGAAGGACAAAUGGAAUACUCCUUCGCACCAGAUUGCUAUCAUUAAGAACAUACGAAAGUUGUGGCAUGCAGCCGGUCGUCCAGAAGCUAUAGACGGAUCUGCUGAAGACGUCAAAAAUAAGGAUUACAGAGAGUUUGCGGCGAUGGCUCUGCGCACGACCGGGAGUGAUCAUUUGGUUACUCUUUCACUUCAGACUUGGACCAAGGAGUGGUCCGACUUCCUCGGGCCUUACAUGGUAUUGGCAAGGGCGACGGACAAUGUGUUCGACAAGGUGCAACAAGUGUAUUCUGCUUGGGAGAGUGGACAGUUAUCGGGGAGAGAUGGUGUGAAGCCUGCCACCAAACAAGGUGAAUCGGGGAAAGCGCCGAGACCUGGCGCCGGAUUCGAGUUGGAAAAAGGAGUCAAGCUUCCUGUGCACUGGAUUCAGGGUACUAGAGGACCUGGUUACCUCAUGGCUGUGCGCGAUCCGGAUGUCAGAUCAUGGAAGGCUAUGUCUACGUUGGGGAGACGUGAGAGGCUUCAACUGUUGCGAUACAUUAUCGCGGGAAGUGUCAUACUGGUUCCAAGGCUAAGUAAAGUUGCUCACACUGCCGGGAAACAUUCGAUGGAGACAUACGUGAAAAUUGUGAAGCAGGAAAGAGCAAUGUUGAGAAUGUUUCACUACUUCGUCUUCAUUUCUGACCCUCACAAGAAGCCGUCAGAGUAGAAGGAACCAUUCUUCGACAACCUUUCUGAUUUGUUCGCUAAGUAUUGUAAUCAAGGAUUGACAUCGGAGAGGUGGAUCGACCAGCGACGGCAUUUCAAAGAAACAUUUCAAAGAAAUGAGUUGGGUGCGGUCAUUUCCGGCUACACUUGGAGGCGAGGAGGAGAAAGGAGAGGAGGGCUUCAAGAAAACAAAAUCGUUUGCAAACAAAUGCCCUGAAGAGUU
Messenger RNA from Chara braunii, 2963 nucleotides. The record is from the annotation of a GenBank genome assembly. NCBI's taxonomy places the organism in Eukaryota, Viridiplantae, Streptophyta, Charophyceae, Charales, Characeae.